Messenger RNA from Ricinus communis (castor bean), 3151 nucleotides. RefSeq names its product probable E3 ubiquitin-protein ligase RHG1A. The transcript is spliced from 6 exons. Gene Ontology annotation, molecular function: ubiquitin protein ligase activity. The record is from RefSeq and is a predicted model, not a curated record. Lineage: Eukaryota; Viridiplantae; Streptophyta; Magnoliopsida; Malpighiales; Euphorbiaceae. The coding region runs from base 484 to 2613 and encodes 709 amino acids.
AAUUUCCAUUUCUUUGCUUAGAAAUUGAUGACCCAUUUUUUUUAGGUUAUUUCUCUCUCUUCUAUUUGGUUAUUUCGUAAAUUAACCAUUACUGUGUGCUCUUUUAAUCUUUCUAUUUCUUAUUACUUUACAUUGUAUUCUCCCAUCUCAUAUCUUCUUCAUCCAUCCUCUUUCAAAGCCUACCUCUCUCUCUCUCUCUCCCUCUCUCUCUUCAUUUCAUUUAGUUUCUGGGUUCUUGUUUUCUUGGUACUCUCUUUUCUCUUUCUUUUCUCGAGAAAGAGGUGGAAAAUAACAUCUGAAGGAGGAAAAAAAGGUUUUUUUUUUUAUAGAUUUUUUUUUUAAAUAUUUGAUUUUUGCGCUACAGAUUGUUAGAUCGAUCAGGAUCUUCUAUUUUUAUUUAUUGGAAGUGUUGUAUUGCUGUUUGCACUGGAAGUUUCUGCAGCUCUUGCAUAUAACUUGUGAGGUACAUUAAUAGCAGCCCUGAUGCAAGGGCAGAGGGGUAUUAUCGGUUCCUUGCCAGAAAUAUUGGACUUUGACCAUGGAUCUACAUCGGGUAAUGCCAUCAUAGAUCAGCAAAUUUGCUGGAAUAACAUGCAAAAUUCUGCAGAAAGUCGACUGCCAGAAUUUAUGCUAUCACCUAGUCACAUGAACAAUGCCUAUGUUGGUUCUGUUGAUCAAGAACGACAGAGUUUGAGUGGCUGGAGCUUGGGUGAACCCAGUUCAAGCAGUGCACAAAAUGAGGCAAGCCGUGAAGAGCAGAAAUCUGAACAUGGAUGGUCUUCUUCAGGAAGUACUUGCGCUGGAGCUGGCCCAAGGUUAGAAGAAAGGCGAUAUGAACCAACUAAUAUUCUUUCACUAGACAGUGUUAAUGUGGACCCUCAAUUUGUGCAGAGCUCCAAUUCCAAUCCAAUUCCACAGAAUCUCAACCUGAAUGCAGGUUUUGUGGGUCAUGGCAGUGAUAAUAGUCCACUCAUGGAAAGUUCUGGCAUGUACAAGUCUGGCAGAGCACAAAAUGAACGCAUUGCUCCUGCCAGUAGUUCCGGUACUUUCUUGCAUCCUUCAGGAAGUAGUGGAUACAUAGUGGAAGAGAAUGAUAGCAGGCCAGGUAGUUCAUUGGAUGGCCGCCGCCAAUCCUGCAAAAGAAAGGCGGUCGAGGGACAUAUGGGACAAUCCUCAGUCAGUGAAAGUUCUGGUUUCUUUCAGUGCUCAGACGGUAGUGCAUGGCCUGGUGUUCCUCCCCGUUAUGAUGCAGGCGGCAGUUUAAGUAUAUCUGCUCCAUCAGAACAGAUGAACCCCAGACUUGGACUAGGUCUGAGAGGAUUAGCUUCUGAUAGCAUUCCUGACUUAGCAGUAGCAGGACGCCCAGAAACCUCCCAGAGAAAUUUCCGAUUGCGAAUAAGUUCUUCAAAUCAAGAAUCUGUUCCCCCUAGUUCAUUUUCUACAGGGAGUGCUGUUAGGCGUUCCAAUGUACCGUCUUCCCAUCGCUCGUCAAGGCUUCUUCCGGUCAAUCAUUCUUUAGACUUUAGAUCAGCAUCAGGGGUAGAUAAUGCAACUUCUCAUAGUCAGCCUGUUGUUAUACCGGUUCCAGCUUUGCCACAAAAUGUGCCUUCAUUUAGGUGGAAUGAAAACCCUAGUUCCAGAAUUGGCAGUUCAUCAAGUUCUAUCACUUUACCUGAUAGAGAGGAAGCCAGCUCAAGAAGCAUGUCAAGAAAUAUGUGGGAACAUCCUAUGUUCGUACCUACCACUGAGUUGAGAACUUCAGCUAGAAACCCAACAAAUAGAAGUGUAACUGGUGGAAAUGCAAGUGUUCCUGGAAAUAUUGCUUCAACAUCUCGGGCUGGCUCAAGCUCGGGUGUCCAUCCUUUAUCAGCUCCAACUUGGGUGUCUCAUCCAAAUCCUCCGUCAAGGAAUUCUCGGAGAUUAGCUGAAUUUGUCCGUCGAUCACUAUUUUCUGCUGGGGCAGAUUCUGGAGGCCAGAGCACUACACAUUCUCUACUGCCUUCGGGCCCUCCUGGUUCAUUGGAAGAAACAAUGCAUCCUUCUGGAGUUGGUAAUCAAGGGCAUCAUCAAUCAUAUCCAAGAUCAGCAUCCUGGAUGGAAAGACAGGGUGAGGGUGUGCUUGGAAUUCCCUACCCAUUGCGAACUUUGGCUGCCAACAGUGAUGGAAGAAGCAGGCUUCUUGUAUCUGAGAUUCGCAAUGUCUUGGAUCUCAUGCGCAGGGGUGAGAGCUUGAGAUUUGAGGAUGUCAUGAUUCUUGACCAAUCAGUAUUUUUUGGAGUGGCCGAUAUUCAUGAUAGGCACAGGGAUAUGCGGCUAGAUGUUGAUAACAUGUCAUACGAGGAGUUGUUAGCUUUGGAAGAGCGCAUUGGAAAUGUUAGUACUGGGUUGAGUGAAGAAACUAUAACAAACCAGCUUAAACAGCGUAAAUAUUCCAUUGCAGUAGGGACUGAGGUGGAGGCGGAACCUUGUUGUGUCUGUCAGGAGGAAUAUAACAAUGGAGAAGAUGUUGGUACUCUGGAUUGCGGGCAUGACUUUCACACGAACUGUAUUAAACAAUGGUUGAUGCUUAAGAAUUGGUGCCCCAUUUGUAAAACGACAGGGCUUGCUACGUGAUAAGUUAUGUGGAUGCAUAGGCAUCUAGAUUAUGUGCCCUACCAUGAAGAAAGAAGGUCAGCUCUGCAAACUUGUUACUAAUUUUGAUAAAAUUGGCGAGUAUUGCCUUGCAUCGCCCUCUCCUAAGUUUGUCCAUUGCACUGACUUAUGGCAUGACUCGCCAGAGGGAAAUCAUUUUUCUUUUUGUUGGAAAGAAGAAACGAGUUCCAUGGUGAUGAUGCAGCUGUUAGAAAGAAAGUCGGAGUCAAGAACUGGUUUUGAACACUUUAAUUUGUUAUUGAACAAUUAGUUUAUGACGACUAUUGGAUCUUCAUUGUGCUUGAUAUAUGUAUUUUUUUUCUUCUCAAUUGGAUACCAGUGCCUCUUUAAAUUUGGAGCUGUGACAUUUUUGGGGAGCCUAAUGGCAUUUGAAGCUAGCACCUAUUAUUAUUUCUUUUUUGUCCCCCAAUUGAUGUAACCGAAUCAAAAUUAUUCUAAAAAGGAAAUCUGUAAUUCUGGCAAUGGGGAUUAGCUAUUGUCCUGAGGACCUUUUCUUUUA